This is a messenger RNA of Sordaria macrospora k-hell, 3843 nucleotides long. RefSeq lists its product as uncharacterized. Gene Ontology annotation, molecular function: RNA polymerase II complex binding. Lineage: Eukaryota; Fungi; Ascomycota; Sordariomycetes; Sordariales; Sordariaceae. The record is from RefSeq and is a predicted model, not a curated record. Gene Ontology annotation, biological process: transcription elongation by RNA polymerase II; regulation of DNA-templated transcription. Gene Ontology annotation, cellular component: Cdc73/Paf1 complex.
AUGGCCUCGGCUGCCCUCAAUGGCGCUGCCACCAACGGCCGCGGUGUCUCUCCUGCCUCUUCCGUAGGAGGCUCCAACGGCUUUCCCAAGAGCAAGCGCUUCACCGACAUCCCCUCGACCAUCGACAUCCCCGUCCAAGAUCAAGAUGACGAAGCUGUCGAAAUCGACCUCGAGGUCCUCGCCGAUGACCCAACCGAGCUUUGCACCCUCUUCGAGAUGGAGGGCGCCGCCCGGACGUAUUGGAUGACAGUGUCCCUUGCCUACGCAAAACAGAAGAAGAUCGACUUCGCCAUCGAGAUGCUCAUCAAAGGAGCCAAUGCCAUGCAGGCCAACAACCCCAGAGAGAAGCUCAGCAUCGUCACGGCUCUCUGCUGGAUGUAUUUGUGGAAGAGCAGGGAAGCACCCAGAGUCGCCCCCGAGGGCGCCCUUGUGUCCGAAGCAAAGACCAAGGAAUACUAUCUCCAGCUCGCUACCCAGAGUCUCAACGAAGCUUCGCGCAUCAACCCAGCUUUCCCUCCUCUCUUCCUGGCCCGUGGUGUCCUCCAGCUCCUGAGGGCGUCCCUCCAGCCACCAUCAAAGGCUCCCGGAGCAGUCGACCCCGAAAAGACCGAGACCUUGCGCGCCGCCCUCAAAUCUUUCGACGACGCCCUCCGAGUUUCUAGCGGCGAGAACAUGCUUGCCGUUAUUGGCAAGGCCCGCGCACUCUUCUCGCUGAGCAGGUAUGCAGACGCCUUGGCUGCCUAUCAGGAUGCCCUUGCCAGAGCCCCAGAUCUUGUCGACCCCGACCCGCGAAUUGGCAUUGGCUGCUGCUUCUGGCAAUUGGGAUACAAGGAUGACGCCAGGAUCGCCUGGGAACGAGCUCUCGAGAUCAACGCCGAGUCCAAGGUCGGCAACAUCCUCCUGGGUCUCUACUACCUCGACGCGAGUGGACACGUCCCCAUCAACAGCCCGGAAUUCAUCAGGCUGUACAAGAAGGCCAUGACCGAGUACACACAAAAGUCCUACAAGCUUGACAAAGAUCUUCCCCUCACAUGCGCCACAUUUGCCAGCUAUUUUCUGUCCCGGAAGCAAUUUGAUCAUGUGGAAGCUCUUGCCCACAAGGCUAUCCAGUUCACUGAUGUCAACGCCAUAGCGAGUGAUGGCUGGUACCUGCUCGCGCGCAAGGAGCAUUACGCCAAUAACCUCGAGCGUGCUGCAGAUUACUACCGUCGUGCUGAUGAUGCCCGAGGUGGCACUGAGCGUGGCUAUUUGCCGGCCAAGUUUGGUGCGGCGCAGCUGUCCGUCAUCAAGAACGACCUGGGUGAGGCCAAACUUCGCCUAGAGAAGAUGAUUCAGCAGGCGAAAAACUACGAGGCCAUGAUUUUGCUCGGCAACUUGUAUGCCGAGGAGGUUUUCGCCAACCAGUAUGCUCCGGUCAAGGAAGAUAAGUCUGCCGAGGCAAAGAAGGCCAUUGGCCUGCUGGAGAGCGUGCGUUCGGCGUGGAAGGAUCCUAAGAAAAGCCUCGCGCCAGAUGCCGCUGUGCUUCUCAAUCUAGCCCGUCUCUAUGAGACCGAGAACCCUGACAAGGCCCUCCAGUGUCUUCAGCAAGUCGAGCAGCUGGAGCUUGACCAGGUUCCCCAUUCAGAGCGACCAGAUGAAGUUGAGGGCGAAGCUGCGAUCAAGGCUGCGCUCCGGAGGUUCCUCCCGCCGCAGUUGCUGAACAACAUCGGCUGCUUCUACUACCAAGAAGAAAAGCACGAGCUUGCGAGCGAACUCUUUGAGGCCGCGCUCAGCUCCUGCAUUAGAAUUGGGGAGAAGAACGAUGAUACUGACACCGACGCUUUGGUCACCACCAUCAGCUUCAACCUUGGCCGUAGCUACGAGGCUCGGGGCAUGUCUGACAAGGCGGUUGAGGUGUAUGAGGGCUUGUUGAAACGCCACGAUGACUACGUGGAUGCCCGCACCAGACUGGCUUACAUCAAGCUUCGGAAUAACCCUGGCACCAAGGAGGGCCCUGAUGCAGUUGCCAAGCUGUACCAGGAGAACUCUUCCGACCUCGAGGUUCGUGCUUUGUAUGGCUGGUUUCUCGGCAAGCUUAGCUCCAGGAAGCGACCUAGCAACAUCGCUGAGGACCCGGAGCAACGCCAUUACAAGCACACCCUGCAAAACUAUGAUAAGCAUGACCGUUAUGCUCUCGUUGGCAUGGGAAAUCUGCACCUUAUUUCUGCUAGGGAGAUGCGUCGCGAGACAGAGGCAGACAGGCAGAAGCGGAGUGCUGCCUACAGCCGUGCUGUUGAGUUCUUCGACAAGGCGCUCCAGUUAGACCCGAAGAAUGCAUAUGCGGCUCAGGGAAUCGCCAUCGCACUUGUGGAGGACAAAAAGGACUACAAGGGGGCAUUGCAGAUAUUUAUCAAGGUUCGCGAGACCAUCAAGGACGUGCACGUCUUUGUCAACUUGGGCCACAUUUACGCCGAGUUGAAGCAGUUCACGAAGGCUAUCGAAAGCUACGAGAUCGCGCUCGGAAAGGAGGGUAAGGCAAAGGAUGCCAACAUUCUCUCAUGCCUUGGCCGUACGUGGCUGAACAAGGGGCGCGCUGAGCGUAACUUGGACGCUUACAAGACAGCCUUGGAGUAUGCCCAGAAGACCCUAGAAGUUGCCCCUGAACAGGUACACUUCAAGUUCAACGUCGCUUUUGUGCAGAUCCAACUCGCCUCGUUUAUCAACGGUUUGCCUGAACACCAGCGUACCUCCACCCAACUCGAGGAAGCUGCGUCAGGUCUCGAGUCCGCUAUUACCGCCCUCGACGAGAUCGCCGCCUCGGACCACCCACCCUAUCCCAAGCACGAUAUCGAGCAGCGUGCCAACAUGGCUCGCAACACUCAGCGCAAACAGCUCGAGCGUGCUCUCGCCUCCCAGCGGGAGUACGAGUCCAAGAACAAGGAGAAGCUCCAGGUUGCACUUGAGCAGAGACAAGCAGCGCUGAAGAAGAAGGAGGAAGAAAUCCGCAGGAAGGAGGAAGAGGAGCGCGAGCGCCAAGAAAAGAUCAAGCGAGAGAGAGAAGAGAUCGCCGCCCGCGACCGCAAGCUAGCGGAGCAGAGACUCGAGGAAGAGCGACAGCGUCAGGAGGCGGAGAUGACCACCGACAGCGAGACUGGCGAGAAGAGUAAGAGGCAAAAGAUGAAGAAGGCCAGCAGCACGCCUGCCAAGCGCGAGAGAGGUGGCGAGGAGAAGCGCGAGCGGAAGGGUCGUGCUCAGAAGAAGAAGAAGACGAGUCGCAGGGACCGAGACGAUGACGAUAGUGACGCCUCGGGCUCGGAUGCCGAAGAAGGCGGCAGGAAGAGCAGGCCACCCAAGAAGCAGAGGCUUACUAGCAGGAAGACCGAGCCUACUGGCAAGUACAAGAGUGCCGAAAUCGUGGUCGACAGCGAUGAGAGUGACGAGCCUGGCAUGGAGAUGGAUGCUCUCGAGAGGGCUGAGAGGGCCCUCGAGAAGAAGCAGAAGCGCAGCCAUUCGCCCCGUAGUGGAGGGGAGUAUGACGAUGACGAGGAUGAGCAGUCCAGGAGGGGCAGAAGCCGGUCAGAGGAGAGUGUCGAUCGGAUGGACGUCGAUGACUCCAGGGCCGACGCUGGUGGUGACGACGAGGAGGAAGAAGCCACUGUCUCAACAAGACGCCAGAACAAGCGAUCAAGAAGAGGCAGGAUUCUGGACGACGACGACGACGAUGAGGAUGAGGAUGAGGGUGGAGCGGCCGCUGAGGCGGAUGCGGAUGAGGGAGGUGAUAAGGAAGAAACGAAGGAGGCGGCUGGCUCGCCUGCUGCUUCUCCGGCCAAGGCUGAUACCGUCAUGGCUGAUGAUGAAGAAUAA